Ceutorhynchus assimilis (cabbage seed weevil) is the source of this 1358-nucleotide messenger RNA. Lineage: Eukaryota; Metazoa; Arthropoda; Insecta; Coleoptera; Curculionidae. The record is from the annotation of a GenBank genome assembly.
UGAAAAUAAAACAGCAUUCGGAAAUGAUUGUCUCUCUCGCGACCGGAUUGUGUAAGUUAACUUGUAAGUUUCAGUUUCACAUUUAAGCCUGAAUCAAGCAGAUUUUCAGUGUCAUCAGUGAAAAUAUUUUCAUUAUAAGUCAAAAUGGAGGCUAGAAUAAUGGAAAAUAGGGAGAAAGCGAAAAGGCCUGUGAGAAAUAAAAGAUUUAACAGGAGGGCGUACGGCGAAGAAAAACGACCGCCCAAAAGAUUGUUCACGCCCGAAAUCAAAAAAUUCCUCAAAGAUUGGCUAGUCAGGCGCAGAGAAAACCCUUACCCGAACAGGGACGAGAAAAAAAUCCUGGCUGUACAAACAGGACUGACUUAUAUACAGGUGUGCAAUUGGUUCGCAAAUUGGCGCAGAAAGCUGAAGAACGCGGGCAAAGAGCCGCAACGUCGCACUUGGGGCGACCUGAUCAAAACGUACAACAACCAAGUGCAUGGCAACGUCGAACAUUUCAGCAUUUGCUCCGAAGACAGCAUUUGGGAGGAACCAGAGUUCGAACACCAAUACGUCAAAAGUCACUUGUAUAACAACAAUAACAGUGACACGCAAAAUCAAUGCUACUACGUCAGUUCGACAACAGAAAUGGACAGUAAUCCGUUUUCUCAGUCAGUGAAGUACAAAAAUCACAUAAUGGAAAAGUACAUGAGGGAUUGUCGUCAGCAAAAUCCGGAAAUGGACAAGCCGUCAAUGAUUGCAAAAUGGCUGCAAAGUGCGGAAAAAUUCCGGCCGGAAGAGGGCAACUAUAUCGACUACUGCUUCGAAAAGCCUCAAAAAAAGAAGAAAAUGACAUUUUUACUUCACGGAAAAGAAGAACUAGACGCUGCAGAGGCUCUGACGUCAUUGGCCAACUCGAAUAAAGCUCAAUUUUUAUAAUCGUUUUACUUAUUAUUAUUGUAUUUACUUAACCCUACUUUGGCGGCCAUAUUGGUUUUUGUUGACAAUCAAUAUGGCCGCCAUCAUAGUCAAUUGUUAACAGUCUGUGAUUGGUUGAAUAUAUUGUUUGGUGCUUGGAAAAAUAAAAUUUUUGGCAACACUGGAAUUUUGAAUUUUAUUCACAAAUCAAUUCUUCUUCAACUAAAUCUUCCUCUCCCCACAAUUUUAUCGUAGUGACGCAGCCGGUAAGGACAAUGUCCUUAGUAGGAUGUACGCUCAACGAAUUCAAGGCCUUAUUACGCGCAUGCGUGAAUUUAUUUGUCACUUUACCAGUGACCAAGUCCCAACACCAGAGGUCGCCAUUGGCCGAGCCUGACAGUACGAAAUUGUCAUUUGUCAAAAUGUCACUUUCGAUGUUUAAGUUGGCAAUCCUGUGUCCU